Molecule: messenger RNA, 2445 nt
Organism: Dufourea novaeangliae
Lineage: Eukaryota; Metazoa; Arthropoda; Insecta; Hymenoptera; Halictidae
Product: E3 ubiquitin-protein ligase Topors-like
Exons: 7
Coding region: 111-2417 (768 amino acids)
Biological process (GO): protein monoubiquitination; protein polyubiquitination
Molecular function (GO): metal ion binding; ubiquitin protein ligase activity
Source: RefSeq, a predicted model, not a curated record
UUCGCCGAGACGGUAAUUAUUUUACCUAACUGAAGCUGGCUAUCUGGCUCUACUCCAGAUUUCUUAAAGGAUAAAUUCUUUUAAUGGAAGCACGAAUACAUUGACUCAUAAUGGAGGGUCCAUUAGAAGUAAAACAUUCUGUCCCAGGAGCAGAAGAACCCAUCAAGUCUGAAGCACCUGUGCAGAAUCCAGAUAGUAGUGAUAGAAGUGAUGGGGCUGUGUCACCACCUCCGAAUUGUAGUAUUUGUUUAGGCAAGCUAGUGAAUACAUCAUUCACGGAUAGUUGCCUUCAUCAGUUUUGUUUCACGUGUCUGCUUCAAUGGUCAAAGAUAAAAACAGAAUGUCCUCUGUGUAAGCAGACCUUCAAAUCAAUCAUACACAAUGUUAGAUCAGAAGAAGAUUACGAUCAGUAUCAUGUGCCUAGAGAAUUGGCUACUCUGGAUAUUAAUUUUGAUCUGGGGCAUGCAGUGGACAUCCCUGCGCAUCGUAUUCAUUAUAGAACAACUAUGACAGGACAUCAUCGACGGCCACACGAAGUAGUGCUCAAUCCAGAACAAGUCGCGAGGAGAGAACAAUUGCCAAGCAUAGCGCCCCAGGUCCCUAUGGGAGAACGUUUACGUAGACGAGCAAACCCAGCCGAUUAUCGUCGUAGCAUUUAUAGACAUGGAAUUUGGGCCACAGCAUUGCCUGAUGUAUUUGGCCGUUUUCGUGAUUGUAGCGCAGAAUACUAUCGGAGAGAGCCAAGGGAGUUAAAUCGCCUGAUUCCCUGGUUAAAUAGGGAAUUACAAGUGUUACUUAAUAACAAUGCACCGCAUGUUGCGUACGUGUUGAGAGUUAUAUUGGAAGCCCUUAGUCAGUAUGACAUUAGGAGCCCGGAAUUUCGAGAUUUAGUGCGUCCUUAUUUCGGAAAUUUCACUGAUCACUUUGUUCACGAGCUACUGAACUAUGCACGAACUAACUUCGAUUUAGUUGGGUACGAUCAGUCCGUGACCUAUUUGCCCCAAGGAUUGUCAAAUGAAUAUGUAUCGAAUAUUGUUUCACCCGCGUCCAGCAGUAGUAGUAUUAGUUCUGAUGAUUCGGAUGUCCGAGUUCUUGACGAAGCAAUAGAUCUUAGAAUGAAUGCCGUAGCACCCAGUACAGGACCCCAUACAAUAAAUGUGCCUGGCCCAAGUACUGUAGGACAAAUGUUCCAACUGGAUAUUUCAUACAGUGUACCGGACGUUCUAACGAUUUCCUCCGAUUUCUCCUCGUCCGAGAAUGAUUGCGAAGUGAUUGGUUACGUGAAACCUCGCCACGAAAGAACACCGGAAAUCAUAGAAAUAGUAUCAUCGGACCCUGACGAAUUAAACGUCUCUCAAGCAACGAACGAUAAUGCACAGUCUUCCACGUCUGGUUUUUAUGGAGACAGUUCGAUUCAACCGAGUACAUCCCAUACCGUAAAGAAAAGAAGCUUCACGUCGUCGUCCACAGAAAGUGAUUCCGAUUCAGACAGCGACUACGCGUGUAGAAGAAGCAGAAAGUAUCAAAGUCGCUCCAGAAAAUCAAAAAGAAGUACAACCACCAAAAAGCGCAAUCGUUCAGGGGAAACUAGAGCUCGGAAUCGGAUUAGAAAUUUGUCUAGUUCCGAUGAUAGCGACUUCAGGAAAAGAGUGCCACGUAGAACUUCGCGCGCGAUAAAAAAGAGAUUAAGCUCUAGUAGUGACUCGGACUCUCACGAGAUCGAGUCGAAAACAGUAGACGAUAAGAAAUCGAGAACUUCACAAUAUUCUACGAAAGGCGCUGUACGUGUUCGUAAGGACUUAAUUAAGAAAGAGAAUCGGUACUCUGACGACGAAUCGUACAGCAGCGACAGCAGCAGCGAGUCUGAGGACGAUAUAGGUAACGGAAAAUGUCGUACCUUGCGAAGAUCGAAGAGGAAAUACACCACUAGCUCCAGUGAUUUCGACACGGUUAGAAGUGAAAAAGUGACUAGAACCAGAGUAAAAUCUAAACAACCAGUGGACACGAAGGAUUCUCAUCGGAAGGAAAUUAGGCACAAGAAUGAACGGCAGUCUAUAUCGAGAAGUAGCAGCACAUCAUCCUCCUAUACGUCUCCGAAAGAGAAAAGAAUUUGUUCUAGGCGACGUGAGUCGCAGCGAGAUGUUAGCGACGGGGAUAGCAAUUCGAACAGAGAUAUAUCAAGAAAGGAACGCAGCUUGUUGAAAUCGAAGUCGAAAGCAAUUCUGAGCAGUACAGAGUCUGACGAUGAUCGUUGCCGGUCCCAUAGUCAGUGUAGUAAUUAUUCGAGUAAAUCAUACACGCAUAAGAAGAAAUCGAAGCACAAAGACAGGCACAAAAGCAAAAAGAGAAAACGAUCUAACAGUAGGACGUAUAGCUCAUCCAUACGAUCGCGAUUAACACGACGACAUCCAAUUUAAAGAUUCAUAUGUGCACGGCAUUGAAACA